AUGAAUGAUUUGAUGACCAAAUCGUUCUUAAGUUAUGCGGAAUUGAAGAAACAGGCACAGAAGGACCUCGAAGCCGAUCUUGAUGUUGAAGCAGGCCAAGGCCAACUCAACCCGUCAGACCAAGAAAACCUCUCUCAGUUUUUCCAAGAAGUCACACCAAUCAAGAGCGAUAUGGAAGAGAUCACCAAUCUCUUGUAUGAUCUUCAGAGCCUGAAUGAAGAGGCAAAGUCGACCCACAGUGCCAAGAUCCUUCGCGGGCUUAGAGACCGGAUGGAAUCUGAUAUGGUGGCAGUGCUUCGAAAGGCGAGGAUUGUCAAGGCAAGGCUUGAAGCGCUUGAUAAGUCCAAUGUGAUCAGUAGAAAAUUUUCGGAUGCGUAUAAGGAAGGAAGCACUGUUGACCGGACCAGAAUGUCCAUCACUUGUGGCUUGAGAGUCAAGCUUAGGGAUAUGAUGGACAAUUUCCAAUCUUUGAGAGAAAAGAUUGUUGCAGAUCACAAGGAAGAUCUCAAGAGGAGGUACUACAGCGCAAUCGGUGAGUUGCCGUCUGAUGAGAUGAUUGAAAAGAUGAUUUCUGGAAGUUUGAAAGUUGAAUUGUUUGAGGGGAAGACGGAAUUGGAUAUGGGGAACAAAGUUAGACAUGAGGCAGUCAUGGAUAUCCAGAGAAGCCUGAACAAGCUUCAUCAGGUGUUUCUUGACAUGGCUGUUCUGGUUGAGGCACAAGGUGAAGACAUUGACAAUAUUGAAGAGAAUGUGGCCAAUGCAAGUUAUUUUAUCAAUGGAGGGACAAACAGCCUUUACUAUGCCAGCCAGAUGAAGAAGAAGAGUAACAAAUGGGUUUAUUGGGUUUGGGCUGUGGUUCUGAUUAUACUUCUGGUUUGUGUCAUUUCGACGCUGGCUUCUUGA
This is a messenger RNA of Prunus armeniaca (apricot), 903 nucleotides long. The record is from the annotation of a GenBank genome assembly. NCBI's taxonomy places the organism in Eukaryota, Viridiplantae, Streptophyta, Magnoliopsida, Rosales, Rosaceae.